AUGUCUUCAAAUUCUGAAUAUGGGAAAGAUUUUGAAAAUAAUGCUAAUCUUUCUGUGUACAAAGAAAUUCAGAAAGAUGAAAGGUCAUGUUCUGAAAGAGAGAAAACUUUUAAUGUGAUAUCAAGUGUUGCUGAAAAUAAGAGAAAUACUACAGGAGAGAAGCCAUAUUCACAUUCAGAAUGUGGGAACUGUUUUAGUCAGAAACCACAUCCUGUUGAACAUCAGAAAACUCAUACAGGAGAGAAGCCAUUUUCAUGUACGGAAUGUGGGAAAUGUUUUAGUAAGAAAUCAAUUCUUGAGGUACAUCAGAGAAUUCAUACCGGGGUUACACCAUUUUCAUGCCCUGAAUGUGGGAAAUAUUUUAAUGUGAAAUCAAAUCUUGUAGAACAUCAGAAAAUUCACAGCGGGGAGAAGCCAUUUGAAUGUCCUGAAUGUGAGAAAUGUUUUAGUGUGAAAUCAAAACUUGUGCGACAUCAGAAAACUCACACAGGAGAGAAGCCAUUUUCAUGUUCUGAAUGUGAGAAGUGUUUUAGUCAGAAAUCAACUCUUGUGCAACAUCAGAGAAUUCACACAGGAGAGAAGGGAUUCUCAUGUUCUGAAUGUGAGAAAUGUUUUAGUAUAAAAUCAUCUCUUGUGAAACAUCAGAGAAUUCACACAGGAGAGAAGGGAUUCUCAUGUUCUGAAUGUGAGAAGUGUUUUAGUAUAAAAUCAAAUCUUGUGCAACAUCAGAGAAUUCACACAGGAGAGAAGCCAUUUCCAUGUCCUUAUUGCAGGAAAUGUUUUAGUAUGAAAUCAAAUCUUGUGCAACAUCAGAGAAUUCACACAGGAGAGAAGCCAUUUUCAUGCCCUGAAUGUGGGAAAUAUUUUAAUGUGAAAUCAAAUCUUGUAGAACAUCAGAAAAUUCACAGCGGGGAGAAGCCAUUUGCAUGUCCUGAAUGUGAGAAAUGUUUUAGUAUGAAAUCAAAUCUUGUGCGACAUCAGAAAACUCACACAGGAGAGAAGCCAUUUUCAUGUUCUGAAUGUGAGAAGUGUUUUAGUAUAAAAUCAACUCUUGUGCAACAUCAGAGAAUUCACACAGGAGAGAAGGGAUUCUCAUGUUCUGAAUGUGAGAAGUGUUUUAGUAUAAAAUCAACUCUUGUGAAACAUCAGAGAAUUCACACAGGAGAGAAGGGAUUCUCAUGUUCUGAAUGUGAGAAGUGUUUUAGUAAGAAAUCAAAUCUUGUGCAACAUCAGAGAAUUCACACAGGAGAGAAGCCAUUUCCAUGUCCUUAUUGCAGGGCGUCAUUCAAAAGUAAACAUCAUCUUGAGAAUCAUCAGAGAAAUCACACAGGAGAGAAGCCAUUUUCAUGUCCAGAAUGUGAGAAAUGUUUUAGUAUGAAAUCAAAUCUUGUGCGACAUCAGAAAACUCACACAGGAGAGAAGCCAUUUUCAUGUUCUGAAUGUGAGAAGUGUUUUGGUUUAAAAUCAAUUCUUGUGCAACAUCAGAGAAUUCACACAGGAGAGAAGGGAUUUUCAUGUUCUGAAUGUGAGAAGUGUUUUAGUAAGAAAUCAAAUCUUGUGCAACAUCAGAGAAUUCACAGCGGGGAGAAGCCAUUUGCAUGUCCUGAAUGUGAGAAAUGUUUUACUGAUAAAUCAAGUCUUAUUAAACAUCAAAGAAUUCACACUGGAGAGAAGCCAUUUCCAUGUCCUGAAUGCAGGAUGUCAUUUAAACGUAAAGAUCAGUUUAAGAUUCAUCUUAAAAUUCACACAGGAGAGAAGCCAUUUUCAUGUUCUGAAUAG
Messenger RNA from Bufo gargarizans (Asiatic toad), 1779 nucleotides. RefSeq names its product gastrula zinc finger protein XlCGF26.1-like. Gene Ontology annotation, molecular function: RNA polymerase II cis-regulatory region sequence-specific DNA binding; DNA-binding transcription activator activity, RNA polymerase II-specific. Gene Ontology annotation, cellular component: nucleus. Lineage: Eukaryota; Metazoa; Chordata; Amphibia; Anura; Bufonidae. The record is from RefSeq and is a predicted model, not a curated record. Gene Ontology annotation, biological process: regulation of transcription by RNA polymerase II. The coding region runs from base 1 to 1779 and encodes 592 amino acids. The transcript is spliced from 2 exons.